This is a messenger RNA of Exophiala oligosperma, 1285 nucleotides long. RefSeq lists its product as uncharacterized. Lineage: Eukaryota; Fungi; Ascomycota; Eurotiomycetes; Chaetothyriales; Herpotrichiellaceae. Gene Ontology annotation, molecular function: protein C-terminal leucine carboxyl O-methyltransferase activity. The record is from RefSeq and is a predicted model, not a curated record. The transcript has 2 exons. Gene Ontology annotation, biological process: C-terminal protein methylation. The coding region runs from base 12 to 1214 and encodes 400 amino acids.
CAAAGGCGCCCAUGCAAUGCAUCCUGCAGGGAUCCGAAGUUACGUCCACGAUCACCUCACCCCACCAAUCAUCCACCUACAUGUCUGCACCAUCAAUACCGAAUCUCAAUACUCUACGCCGGGGAGGCUUGCGAGGAAGAGUUCGAGGCCGUGGCGGUUCGGGUGCGGGUGCUGGGACCACGGCUGCGAAGGGAAUCCAGCAUGAUACUAUCGUACAAAAUACCGAUCAUGAUGCAGCCACGUCUCGUCUUAGUGCAGUUGAUGCCGGCUAUCUCGAAGACCCCUUUGCACACCUGCUGACUCCUACGGAAGGCGUGUCGAGACGGCUGCCUUUGAUGAAUCGAGGCACUUACGCGAGAACCACCGGAAUUGACAGGAUCGUGGAUGCUUUUCUAUCUGCGACAGGAAAUUCUCACAAGCAGAUCGUUUCGUUGGGUGCAGGAAGUGACACAAGAUAUUUUCGGCUCAAGCAGGCGCGAAGAGAUGUGGCCAUCACCUACCACGAGAUUGACUUUGAGGCCAAUACGCGGCGAAAGGUCAAUCAACUACGGAGUCCUGCAUUUUCGGCGGCGGCAAAGAACCUUGCAGGUGUUGACAUGCACGCUCACCAGGUCGAGAUUUCCGACGACGGUGCCAUGUUGACGUCUCCCGAGUACAUCAUCCACUCACGAGAUCUUCGUCAACUUCCUCAUCAAGAGGCAGGCUUGACUGGCCUGGAUACGAGCUUACCGACGCUCAUCAUCUCGGAAUGCUGCCUCAUCUACCUGCCACCAGACGAUGCAGACGCGGUAUUACGGUACUUUUCCAAUUUAUUUCCCUCGGGAACUCCCUUGGCCAUCGUGAUAUACGAACCUAUUCGGCCCCAUGACUCAUUCGGCAAGACGAUGGUCAACAAUCUCAUGAAUAGAGGUAUACAGUUAAAGACGCUGGAAAAGUAUGCUGGUCUAGCCGAGCAACGGGCCAGGUUGGAAACCCAUGGUUUCAAGAGCGGUGAAGCUGGGACUUUGGGGGGCUCAAGGUCUGUUGAUGUCGACUUUAUCUGGCGAGAAUGGGUGGACGGUGGUGAGAAGGAACGGAUCGAUGGCUUAGAGUGGAUGGAUGAGGUUGAAGAAUUUGUUCUGCUGGCGAAACACUACUGCAUCUCAUGGGGUUGGCGAGGAUACGGCGAAGAUGGGAACUGGCGAAGUCUUCCAUCCACCAUUCCUACCACUUAGAUAGGAUGAAUUUGUUGUUGGCAUAAAGCACGCACGCAUGACGAAAUGUUUACCCAGCUAGUAGUUCCUUG